Messenger RNA from Sesamum indicum (sesame), 4469 nucleotides. It is a transcript of the gene TSK, whose product is annotated as tetratricopeptide repeat (TPR)-containing protein. Gene Ontology annotation, cellular component: nucleus. NCBI's taxonomy places the organism in Eukaryota, Viridiplantae, Streptophyta, Magnoliopsida, Lamiales, Pedaliaceae. Gene Ontology annotation, biological process: meristem structural organization; epigenetic regulation of gene expression; response to DNA damage checkpoint signaling. Gene Ontology annotation, molecular function: protein binding. The record is from RefSeq and is a predicted model, not a curated record.
GAUUGAUCCACAAACCGCUACGUGUUCUAAAAUUGGAGUUGGUCGGUAUUUGAUUUGCAACCCGAACCACAAGUUGGCGGGAACUUCAUUUGCUCCCACCUUUUCUUUUCAACAAAUUCAAAAACCCGCCACUUCAAAGAGAAAUCCCCAAACCUAAUCAGAGAAUUCUGCAGACAGUCUGCAAAAUUCAUCGAAGACCUCCAAUUGAAUCCUAAGAGAGAGAAAUGCCUCGGAAAGAGGAGGCUACCCAGCAGCAGCAGCUGAAGGCAGCGAAGAGGGCGUACGAUGCCGCAGUGGACGAGGGGAACCGGCAGGAGGAGGCGCGUUGGGCGAACGUCAUGGGUCACAUACUUAAGAACCGCGGCGAGUACGUGGAGGCUCUCCGGUGGCUGCGCAAGGACUACGAGGUCUCCCUCAGGUACUUGCCGGACAAGCAGCUUCUGGCUACGUGUCAGUCCCUGGGCGAACUAUACCUGCGCCUCCUUCAGUACAAUGACGCCCUAAUUUAUCAGAAAAAACAUUUAGAGCUCGCAAAGGAUCAAAAUGACCUCAUUGAGCAACAAAGAGCCAGCACUCAGCUUGGGCGAACUUACCAUGAAAUGUUUUUGAAGUCUGAUGAUGACCAUUGCUCAGUUCGGAACGCCAAGAAAUAUUUCAAAUUUGCCAUGAAACUUGCACAAAUUAUCAAGGAGAAUCCACCUACUGAGAUAGUUUCCUUUAUAAAGGAGUACAUUGAUGCCCAUAAUAACCUUGGGAUGCUUGAAAUAGAUCUUGAUAACUUGGAUGAAGCAGAGAAGAUUCUCAGUAAAGGAUUGGAGAUAUGUGAUGAAGAAGAGAUGGUUGCAGAUGAUGAUGCGCGUAGUAGGCUCCAUCAUAACCUUGGAAAUGUUUACUUGGAGCUCAGGCAAUGGAAAAAUGCCUAUGAGCACAUAAAAAAGGAUAUUGUUAUUUGUAAUAAUAUUGGGCAUUGUCAAGGGGAGGCAAAAGGUUAUAUUAAUCUUGGUGAGCUGCUCUACAGAACUCAAAGAUACGCUGAGGCCAUUGCAUCUUAUCAAAAGGCACUUGAUCUGGCAAAAUCAUUGGAAGAUGAGCAUGCAUUGGCAGAUCAAAUUGGUAAAAACAUUGAAACUGUAAGAGAAGCAAUGAAAGUGAUGGAUGAACUAAAAAAAGAAGAGCAGAACCUUAAGAAGCUUGAAAGGAACACAGAAAUGGCUAGAGGCACAGAGAAUGAAAGGAAAUGUCUGGUGAAACAGAAUGCUUCUCUUGAUUGCCUUGUUGAGAAAUCAAGGAUGAUUUUUGCAUGGUUGAAACUUCGUGAAUACGGGAAAAAGAAGAAGAGGGUAGCAAGUGAACUUUGCGACAAAGAGAAGCUGAGUGACUCCUUUUUAGUCAUUGGAGAGUCAUACCAGAAGCUCCGAAAGUUCAGCAAAGCCCUUAAAUGGUAUCGAAAGGGCUGGGAAACCUAUAGGUUGAUUGGAAACUUGGAGGGGCAAGCAUUGGCAAAGAUUAACAUUGGAGAUGUUUUGGACUCCAGUGGUGAUUGGGAAGGUGCCUUAGGUGCUUUUAAAGAGGGGUACAGGAUGGCUGUUAAAGGAAAACUGCCUUCCUUGCAGCUGUCUGCUCUAGAAAAUAUCCAUUACAGCUACAUGAUUCGCUUUGAUGAUGCUGAAGAGGCCAGGGGGGCAAAGUUAUUAAUUGACAAAUUAAAGCAAUCCAAAAAUUGGGAGCUCGAGCCUGAAGGUAUUUUAGGGGAGUGCUGUUCUGAGACCAAAACAGACUUGGACAACCUAUCAACAGAUGAUAGGUCUGAUGGUAGCUUUUCACCAAAGAAAUAUAAACCGAAUCUCUCUAGAGUAAAAUCUGAUGAUAUUGAUGAUGAUUUGGAUGAAAACAUGCCUUUGGUAUCCCUACUUCAAUCCGUUAAAAGUAUCGGAAAACAGAGAACUAAGCAGAGAACUGCGUGUGGAAGUGCACCCAAUGCCUCUUCCAGACCAUGUGGAUCCCCUACACAGAGCAUAUCCAGAUCCACUGGUAGUUUUACAGUUAAUCGUAAGCGUGUACGGGUUAUCCUUUCUGAUGAUGAAGGUGAAAAUGAGGAGGAUUCUUGCUCCAGAAGAAGGGUUCGCAAGUAUGCAGAGGAAGGCAUUGCAACUUCUGGUGAAUUAACCAGAAAGUAUCCCAACAGUCCAGUUCAUGACGUCCAGGAUGUUUCACCUGUCGCCUCAAAAUGUACAUCUGAUGCUUGUACUUGUCCCAAUCUCGAGAGCAGCACCUGUUCUUACAAAUCCGGGACUCCUAAAUUAGGCUUACAGGAUAGCAAAGAUUUUAGACUUACAGGAACAACGGAAGCUGUGGGUAAUUCCAAUGCUAAUGAAAAUGGCAACAGCAUUUAUUUCGGCUCCGGCAACCUAUUUCAGAAUGAAAUUUCCACUGCAGAUGUACAUGCUUGUUUUGAUGAACGUUGUCAACAUCUCAUUUUCAAAAUUGAUCAAGAAUUGGUACAUGUGGACCCAGAUAUGUGCAGUGUUGGUGCUAAACUCGACAUAGAACGGAUAAAGGUUGAAUUGGCAUGCUUGUACUAUUUACAACUUUCCAGAGAAAAGAGAUCAAGAGGAUUGGUGCCAGUCAUUACACAUAUGAAGUAUGGAGGGAGAACACUUGAAUCUGUGGAAACGCUUUACACUCUAAGAGAUCAUGCACCAGGAAAGGGCUUGAUUGAGGUUUCUGUUGGUGUUAUGGUGCCGAAAAAUGUAAUGAAACUGUACAUUGACUGCUGUGAGGAACUGUCAGAACCGCCAGUUUUGGAAGUGGUCAGGAAAUUGUAUAACUUAGAGGUGUCGGAGGAUGAAAUUGUAGUGUCUGAUUGUCAACUUCGAGAUGUAUCAGUAGUUCCACUAUUAAAUGCUCUGCAGCUGCACAAAACACUUGCGGUGUUGGACCUUUCUCAUAAUCUUUUAGGAAAUGGAACCAUGGAGAAAAUUAAACAAGUAUUCAUAUCAUCAGGACAAAAUUAUGGGGGUCUGGUUCUAAAUUUGCACAAUAAUCAACUCGGUCCAGCUGCUUUAUUUCAGAUUUGUGAAUGCCCAGUUCUUUAUGCUCGAUUGGAAGUUCUCAACAUCUCUGGGAACUGUUUGACUGAUGCUUGUGCAUCUUACCUGUCAACUAUUCUUCGAACAUGCAAAGCUCUUUAUAGUUUGGACAUAACGAAAUGUUCAAUCACAUCAAGAACAAUCCAGAAGGUUGCUGAUUCACUGGAUUCCGAGUCUGUACUUACGCAUCUUUGCAUAGGACGCAAUCACCCUGUAUCUGGAAAUGCCAUAAUUAGUCUUUUGCUCAAGCUGGCCACUUUAAACCGGUUUCAAGAGCUCAAUCUACAUGGGAUAAAGCUAAGCAAGCCUGUGGUUGAUAGCCUUUGCCAACUUGCCAAGGACUGUUGCUUAUCUGGGUUGCUGCUGGGAAAUACUAAUAUUGGAACUGAUUGUGCCAUAAAAUUGAUUAAGCCACUAUCCAAGGAUACUCAGGAACUGGUUAGGCUUGAUCUAUCAUUCUGUGGACUUACUUCUGAUUACAUUGUUGGGCUCAGAGAUGAAGCAUCGUUGAUCAGUGGCAUUCUUGAGUUGAAUCUUGGUGGAAAUCCAAUCAUGAAAGAGGGUUGCAGUGAAUUGGCAUCUUUACUCCGCAAUCCCCAGUAUUGUUUGAGAGUUCUGGUAGUCAGCAAAUGUGAACUUGGUCUUGCUGGUCUCAUUUGCAUGCUUCAAGCACUAUCACAGAAUUGCUCUCUUGAAGAACUCAACUUGGCAGACAAUAUUAGUCCAAAUGAAAUUCAAGCUCUGACCAACUCUGGAGUGGUGGAACAAAACUCAAACACCAUGCAGGGUGACAUUAACCAGCCCAAGUCUUCGUUAUAUACGCUUGCACCUGAUGAGGUUGAGACCUUACCACACGAGAUGUGUGGCCUAAACACAAACGAAAAUCAGCUUGAAGUUGCUGAUAGCGAUGAUGAUGAUCAAGUUGGAGUAGAAGUCACAUUAUCUGCUACUGUAGGUAGUCAGAUACGCACACCCCAGAGCAGAAUUUGUCUUUCAGAAUGCCAGUCCAUGCAGGAACUUAUUGCUUCCAUUAAGAGGGCAGGGAACUUAAAAAUGUUAGAUCUUAGUCAAAAUGGGUUCCCCCGGGAAGUCACAGAAUUGUUGUUUUCAGCAUGGUCCUCAGGUAUUCGAGCAAGUGUAGCUGACAGUCACGUCGAUGAAAACAUUGUCCAUUUCUCGGUGCAGGGAAACAAGUGCUGUAGCGUAAAGUCCUGCUGCAGAAAGAUUUGAGUCCCUCACUUCUGCUUCUCUACAAUAUUUUGCUUAUUAGAUUUAGGAACAUCAAAGCAUAAAUUAAGGUUAUGAAACAGUGAAUUCAAAUGAUUGCAUCAGUAUUAAGGGAUAAUAAUUAUAUACACCUCUUGAUUUAUGUUUUAUUUA